AUGCUUAUAAAGAAGGGUUUUCCUGCUAAUGAAUGCCUAUAUAAAGUCCCCAAACCUAGUAAACAAUUUAGUUACAUUGUAGUAGUACCUGAAGAGAUUUAUAAUAACUUCAUAGAUCACAAAAAGAAAUUCAAGAAGAAGAAAUUAAAAAUUGUUAAGGAUUUAUUGCAGAGCAAUAACUCUCUGAGUCUAGAUAAAAAUAAAAUAGCAAAAAUUAAAGAUGAAAAGUCAUAG
Molecule: messenger RNA, 234 nt
Organism: Cetraspora pellucida
Lineage: Eukaryota; Fungi; Glomeromycota; Glomeromycetes; Diversisporales; Gigasporaceae
Source: the annotation of a GenBank genome assembly